CAAACUCCUUAUCCUCUCUCUCUCUCUCUCUCUCUGGCAACUACAAGCACCCCCUUGCAAUGGCGUCUCAGAUCUAACAGUAGCACAAAGGUAUAUUCAUAUAUUCAUAUUGAUCGAGAAAACGACAGCGUUUAGUCAGGUAGAGAGUUGGUUGCUUCCGUUUGAGAUGCGGAGAGUGGCGUAUUCAUUCCCAGAGGAGGUUCUGGAGCACGUGUUUUCGUUCAUUGAGUGUGACAAGGACCGUGGUUCGAUCUCGCUGGUGUGCAAAUCGUGGUACGAGAUCGAGAGAUGGUGCAGGAAGAGGGUGUUUGUGGGGAACUGCUACGCUGUGAGUCCUUCAACGGUGAUAAAACGGUUCCCUAAGUUGAGAUCCAUCACCAUCAAGGGGAAGCCUCACUUCGCUGACUUCAAUUUGGUACCCGAGGGUUGGGGCGCUUAUGUGCGCCCUUGGAUCAUGGCCAUGGCUGAUGCUUAUCCCUGCCUUCAGGAGAUUAGGCUCAAGAGGAUGGUCGUAACCGACGACUGUUUGGAGAUUAUUGCUAAAUCGUUUAAGAAUUUCAGCGUGUUGGUUCUCUCCUCUUGCGAGGGUUUCACUACUGAUGGACUUGCUACCAUUGCCGCCAAUUGCAGGAAUUUGAGGGAAUUGGACUUGAGGGAGAGUGAAGUGGAUGACAUUUGUGGACACUGGCUAAGCCAUUUUCCUGAGUCGUAUACAUCGUUGGUUUCCCUCAACAUUUCUUGCUUAGGCAAUGAGGUGAAUUUGUCUGCUCUAGAACGCCUGGUUAGUAGGUGUCCCAACCUGCAGACGCUUUGCCUCAACCGUGCUGUGCCCCUUGAUAGGCUAGCCAACCUUCUUCGUGGAGCUCCUCAGCUGGUUGAGUUAGGCACUGGAACCUACACGACUGAGAUGCGACCUGAGGUAUUCUCGAACCUGGCGGCAGCAUUUUCUGGGUGCCAGCAAUUGAAGAGCUUGUCUGGCUUUUGGGAUGUGCUCCCGUCUUACCUUCCAGCUGUCUACCCUAUCUGCUCCCGGCUGACAUCACUAAACUUGAGUUAUGCUACGAUUCAGAGCCCCGAUCUUAUCAAGCUUGUUAGUCAAUGUGAGAGUUUGCAGCGGUUAUGGGUGCUGGAUUACAUAGAAGAUGCUGGCCUUGAAGUGGUUGCUGCAUCUUGCAAGGAUUUGAGGGAGUUGAGGGUGUUUCCAUCUGACGCAUUUGGAUUAGAACCAAAUGUGGCGUUGACAGAGCAGGGCCUUGUUUCUGUGUCUGAAGGCUGCCCCAAGCUCCAGUCAGUUCUAUACUUUUGUCGUCAAAUGUCUAAUGCUGCCUUAAAUACAAUUGCCCGAAACAGGCCUAAUAUGACUCGUUUUAGACUAUGUAUUAUUGAGCCUCGGACUCCUGACUAUCUUACCGGUCAAUCUCUGGAUACUGGUUUCGGGGCCAUUGUAGAGCAUUGCAAGGAUCUUCGGCGCCUUUCCCUUUCUGGGCUUCUUACUGAUCGUGUUUUUGAGUAUAUUGGGACUUACGGUAAGAAGCUUGAGAUGCUUUCUGUGGCUUUUGCUGGAGAGAGUGAUUUGGGACUCCAUCAUGUGCUGUCCGGGUGUGACAAUCUUAGGAAGCUGGAGAUAAGGGACUGCCCCUUUGGUGACAAAGCCCUUUUGGCAAAUGCUGUUAAGCUGGAGACAAUGCGAUCCCUUUGGAUGUCCUCUUGCAUGGUGAGUUUUGGAGCAUGUAAGCUGCUGGGUAAGAAAAUGCUACAACUUAAUGUUGAAGUCAUUGAGGAAAGAGGACCUCCAGAUUCAAGGCCAGAGAGUAGUCCUGUCGAGAAGCUUUAUGUUUACAGGACCAUUUCGGGGCCCAGAUUGGACAUGCCUGGCUAUGUGUGGAGAAUGGAAGAUGAUUCUGCUUUAAGAAUUUCUUGAGUGAUUGUGCCGUGGGGUGAGCCAUGGAAUUGAUGAAGCAUUUGAUGUGAGAAUUGUUGGUGCAGGUACAUGCUCGGUAUGCUACACUAUUAUAAUUUAACACUGUUGAACGGCCUAUGUUGUUGCUGUUAUGGUUGGUGUUUGAGCCUAGGUACAGGAGGGUAUACACAAGGCUUGAGCUCAAUUGCCAUUCAUUUUACACUUUGGCUGAGCUACGAGAUUCCAAUUCUGAUAAAUAAAAGACAUCGGAACUUUGUUUAUGUUAUAUGUGGCAGCGGAUACUGUUGUUAUAUUACUUUUCAUAUCAUUAUGAUAUUUUACAGACUUGUGCAUGAUAUAUAUAUGCAUGUUAGUGUUACCCUGCUCUUUUCAUAGUAAGAUAUUGGUGGACUCGGUUGUCAUUAUCAUUAUUAACCUUCGGAAGGAAUAAAAUCUAUAUUCAUAUGCUAAUGCAACCUGGUUUAUUGUUUGCAACUACGUUAAUGGAUUUGAUGUAAAUGUAAUGCCUUACUUUCUCUUGUUCUAUUCAGAGUCGAUCGAAGCUGUGGAAUAAACGAUCGCAUGAGUAUAAUGACUUUCAGAGUCGUUGGACAUUUGAGUCCUGACGCAUGUGAACCGAGGAAUGGCUCAAGCGGUGAAAAGGUUUCCGCAGUUCAACAGAGCUGUUAAAGUAUUUUAAUAGCCGUUUCCAUCGGUUUUUUACUUUAAUCUUAAACUCGUAUCCAAAUCCCUUUUUUGUAGCCUAUAUUGUGCUAAUCUCUCCGUCGAAAAUAGGUUAAACUGAAGACUGUAGAACAUGCAACCUUUCCAACGAAGUAACAAUGAUAUUGUAACCUUGUUACGAGUGAGGAACCUGUAAUGAUGUCAUUAUUCUCUGAUAAUAAAUAAAGUUCUCUUUUCACC
Abrus precatorius (Indian licorice) is the source of this 2824-nucleotide messenger RNA. RefSeq names its product protein TRANSPORT INHIBITOR RESPONSE 1-like. Gene Ontology annotation, biological process: SCF-dependent proteasomal ubiquitin-dependent protein catabolic process. NCBI's taxonomy places the organism in Eukaryota, Viridiplantae, Streptophyta, Magnoliopsida, Fabales, Fabaceae. Gene Ontology annotation, cellular component: SCF ubiquitin ligase complex. The transcript has 3 exons. Gene Ontology annotation, molecular function: protein binding. The record is from RefSeq and is a predicted model, not a curated record. The coding region runs from base 167 to 1921 and encodes 584 amino acids.